Molecule: messenger RNA, 765 nt
Organism: Lachancea fermentati
Lineage: Eukaryota; Fungi; Ascomycota; Saccharomycetes; Saccharomycetales; Saccharomycetaceae
Source: the annotation of a GenBank genome assembly
AUGAAUACGACCAUCAUCGUUUCACUUCUACUAGUGAUAAUAACAACUGCGCUCUUGCUAAUUGUUCAAAGGACCUCAACUAAUGUUAUCCCUGGUCAAAAAAUCUCAAACAGAGAUCCUACGUUCAUUAUCGCUGGCCCUCCUAAUAGCGGAAAGACGAGCCUUUUCACGUUGCUAACUACUGACACAAUCAAAGCUACGGUCAUGUCUCAGGAACCCAAUGUAGCUGCAGAUUACAUGCUGCCCUCAGCUGCAAAAAGCUUCAAAUUCAAGUUAAUGGACUUUCCCGGACACAUAAAGUUACGUUACCAGCUCUUUGAAACGCUGAAAGAAUCAUCGUCAAUAAAGGGCUUAAUAUUCGUUGUUGACUCAACAGUUGACCCCCAAAAAUUGACUGAAACAGCGGAGUUUCUCUAUGAAAUAUUGACAAUUACAGAGCGCAAUCCUGAAGGAGUCGAUAUUUUAAUCGCUUGCAAUAAAUGCGAAUCAUUUACUGCCAGGCCUCCCGCUAAAAUAAGAGACGCCCUGGAAAAGGAAAUUGGUAAAAUAGUAGAGAGAAAAAUGAAAUCCUUGAGCAGCGUAAAAACUCAGCUGGAUGCAAAUGCUGACGAGAAAGAUGCAGAUAAUGAUGCGUUAGAGCUGAACUCUUCUCAUGGUUUCAAAUUCGACGCUCUUGAUGGCAAUAUUGUAGCCAUGGAAGGUAGUGUCUUGAAACAGAACAUUGACAAGUGGGACUGUUGGAUCGACGAAAGGGCCGUCAACUGA